Molecule: messenger RNA, 1216 nt
Organism: Gigantopelta aegis
Lineage: Eukaryota; Metazoa; Mollusca; Gastropoda; Neomphalida; Peltospiridae
Product: CBP80/20-dependent translation initiation factor-like
Exons: 5
Coding region: 17-1186 (389 amino acids)
Biological process (GO): regulation of translational initiation
Cellular component (GO): cytosol
Molecular function (GO): RNA binding; protein binding; translation activator activity
Source: RefSeq, a predicted model, not a curated record
CUUGCAUUAACUAAAGAUGGCGGGAAGAGGUCGAGGACGUGGUAGAGGUUUGCUUGCAGCUAUUAAACCUCAAAUAACGACGGAAUCGGGGGCUGGCGGCGAUCACUCGUCUGCUAGGAUCAUACAGAGUGAAAUCAAGUCUGAAUCCGAUAACGCAACAUCACAACCGAGAGCAUUAACAAAACACACAUCAUACGAACCUUCGUCACCAUCCCCACCAACCCAUGGCUCAUUCACAUCAUCAUUUUCCACGGCACCGCAAACAUCAACCUUCAUGGCAGCAUCCACGUCAAUGUCUGCCAGAAGUUCAUUCCCUCUGUCAUCGGCCUCGGCUCCCACGUCAGAACAUUCAGCAUCAGCAUCAGCAUCCACCCAUCAAGACCAUCCACAACCAGCUUCAUCGGCACAAAGAGGUUCGGCAUCAGCUGCAGCUACAACAACGACGACGAAAGGUUCUGGAAGACUUGGUGAUCUGGAGGAACAGUUGGACAGAUUGUGUGUGUAUGAUGAAGACGCGGACGAUCGGGAUGCGAUGGAGAUUGUACAGACAAUGAAAGCUUUGAUGUGUUCGUCCGAUGAUCUGAAAAAGGCGUCCGAGAUGCUGUAUCGUAGAUGUGUCAGUGACGUGAACGUUGCAAAGACCGGUGCACUGAUUUGCAACUCGCUCGCAUCCAUUGAAGUGGACGGGACAAAAUUCCGGUCAUGUAUCUUAAGUUAUCUUCAGAAAGAUUUCGAAGGCAAGGAUGACCUACGAAGAGAGUCAUCUUCAAGGUUUUUAGGAUUUUUCACAUUUCUGUGCCAGAUAUUUGGUGAGAUGCGAACUGCGACUGGCGAACACUUCCGACCACUGAUAACUCCGAUAUUUCACUGUGUCGACCUAAUGUUGGGAGUUAGUGACAGAGAUGUUCAAGCAAAAACCAAAGAAAAUGCCGACGAGAUUGAGUGUAUUUUGCUGCAGUUUCAGUCAGUUGGAAAAGAACUUGAAAAUCUUGACGAAGAGAAAAUGACUAAAACCAUUGAGACGAUUCGGAUGAAAAUUAUUAAUAAUGGAACUUCACCACAGAUAAGAUGUAUAUUGUUGGAAUUAGUGGAGUGUUACGGCAGGAAGUUUGAUCAGGCGCCCAACGACGUCACACGCUUUUACUGUGACACUAUGGCCGAGAUUCUGGCAGGGCUUGUUGUCUGAUUCGUGUUGACAUAAAUAUGUUAUCAAGUU